AACAUGUUAAAACUACUGGGCAGUUUGGGUCGCUCCUGCUGCUCGUCAGCCAAGUCGGGAUUCAAGAUCCAGCCAAGUUGUAUUUCAAGGAUUUGGUUUGGUCCGAUGCCCAAGGAUUCGAAUUGGAUUAAACCAGGUCGACUUCACUACAUCGAAAACGAUGUGGAGAAACAAGUGGACAUUAUCAAAACCAUUGAUGGUGUGGUGGUGAUUCUGUACAACAAAGCGCGGGAAAAACUAAUCUUCGUGCGUCAGUUCAGGGGAGCAGUUUACCAGGGAAUACAUUCGGCUGGAUCACCGGACAUGUCCAAGGGAGAAGCUGAUCUGGAGCAGUUUCCUCCCGAAGUGGGUGUUACCUUGGAGCUUUGCGGUGGCGCCGUGGACAAGGACAAAAGCCUGGCGGAGAUCGCCAAGGAGGAAGUCCUCGAAGAGUGCGGUUACGAGGUGCCCCCCGAAUCCCUGCAGCAUGUCUACGACUAUAGAUCGGGUAUUGGUACCUCAAGUAGUGCCAUGUCCCUGUUCUACUGCGAGGUGUGUGAUGCUCAGAAGGUCUCGGCAGGCGGAGGCAUUGGAGAGGAGAAAAUCCAGGUGCUAGAAAUGUCCUUGGAGGAGUCGAGGCAGCUGGUCCAAACUGGGGCCACCACCAAUGGUGGACCCUCCUGUUUGCUGGGGCUGCUGUGGUUCUUUCUGCACAAGGCACCCAAGGUUUCAGCAUAGCAUAGUAGUCUCAAGCACUCAAAAUAAACUAAAAUAAUUAAAUAA
Drosophila simulans is the source of this 762-nucleotide messenger RNA. RefSeq names its product uridine diphosphate glucose pyrophosphatase NUDT14. The record is from RefSeq and is a predicted model, not a curated record. The coding region runs from base 4 to 717 and encodes 237 amino acids. NCBI's taxonomy places the organism in Eukaryota, Metazoa, Arthropoda, Insecta, Diptera, Drosophilidae. Gene Ontology annotation, molecular function: metal ion binding; UDP-sugar diphosphatase activity. The transcript has a single exon. Gene Ontology annotation, biological process: ribose phosphate metabolic process; nucleoside phosphate metabolic process.